Trichechus manatus latirostris (Florida manatee) is the source of this 1313-nucleotide messenger RNA. It is a transcript of the gene HMG20B, whose product is annotated as high mobility group 20B. The transcript has 10 exons. Gene Ontology annotation, cellular component: nucleus. Gene Ontology annotation, biological process: regulation of gene expression. Lineage: Eukaryota; Metazoa; Chordata; Mammalia; Sirenia; Trichechidae. The record is from RefSeq and is a predicted model, not a curated record. The coding region runs from base 46 to 1044 and encodes 332 amino acids.
GAAAGCUCCGGGAAAGUUUCUUUGGAGGUCUGGCUGGGAGCGGCCAUGUCCCACGGCCCCAAGCAGCCCGGCGCGGCCGCCGCGCCGGCGGGCGGCAAGGCUCCGGGCCAGCAUGGGGGCUUCGUGAUGGCCGUCAAGCAAGAGCGCGGCGAGGGCCCGCGAGCCGGAGAGAAGGGGCCCCACGAGGAAGAGCCCGUGAAGAAGCGCGGCUGGCCUAAAGGCAAGAAGAGGAAGAAGAUUCUGCCUAACGGGCCCAAGGCACCGGUCACGGGUUACGUGCGUUUCCUGAAUGAGCGACGGGAGCAGAUCCGCACGCGCCAUCCGGAUCUGCCCUUCCCGGAGAUCACCAAGAUGCUGGGCGCCGAGUGGAGCAAGCUGCAGCCAGCGGAGAAGCAGAGGUACCUGGACGAGGCGGAGCGGGAGAAGCAGCAGUACAUGAAAGAGCUGCGGGCGUACCAGCAGUCGGAGGCCUACAAGAUGUGCACGGAGAAGAUGCAGGAAAAGAAGAUCAAGAAAGGUGGGAAGGGCCCCGGCCUCAAGGCAGUCCAGUGCUGCUCUUCAGAGGACUCGGGCUCAGGGCUCAUGAACACCCUGUUGAACGGACACAAGGGUGGGGACUGCGACGGCUUCUCCACCUUCGAUGUCCCCAUCUUCACUGAAGAGUUCUUGGACCAAAACAAAGCGCGGGAGGCGGAGCUGCGGCGCCUGCGGAAGAUGAACGUGGCCUUCGAGGAGCAGAACGCCGUGCUGCAGCGGCACACGCAGAGCAUGAACAGCGCCCGCGAGCGCCUGGAGCAAGAGCUGGCGCUGGAGGAGCGGCGGACGCUGGCGCUGCAGCAGCAGCUCCAGGCCGUGCGCCAGGCGCUCACCGCCAGCUUCGCCUCGCUGCCCGUGCCCGGCACCGGCGAGACGCCCACGCUUAGCACCCUGGACUUCUACAUGGCGCGGCUGCACGACGCCAUCGAGCGCGACCCUGCCCGGCAUGAGAAGCUCAUCGUCCGCAUUAAGGAGAUCCUGGCCCAGGUUGCCAGCGAACACCUGUGAGGGUGUCGGCCGCACGGAUCCCCAGAAGACCAAGCCCUGGGCCCAACCCUCUCCCUACUCUGUCGCAUGGAGGAGGGGCCAAGGGUCUGCCCUUUGGGGCCAGCCUAAUCCUGCACCUUGGGGCUCCAGCCCCCCCAAAUUAAUCUACAGCAUCCCCUAGCUUUUAACCUCCACAGCACCCCCAGCCCAGGAAAAGCACACACCCAACCCACGGCCACAGGUACCCAGAGAGGUCCGCACGCCUCACGGUCCGCCACACACUACAAGGA